GUUCAUUUCCCACAAUGCCUAAGGAGGUCCAGCACCAAGAUGGCUGACCCUAAUAUGGAGGAGUACGAGAAAGACGCAGGCUGCGUGCCCGUCCUCCACCCGGAGGAGAUCAAACCCCAGGGUCACUACAACCAUGGUUACAGCGAGAGUGCUGGGCGCAAGGGCCACGCCGACGACUACAGCACCUGGGACAUUGUCAAGGCUACACAGUACGGGAUCUUCGAACGCUGCAGAGAGCUGGUGGAGGCAGGCUAUGACGUGCGACAGCCAGACAAGGAGAAUGUCACCCUGCUACACUGGGCAGCCAUCAACAACAGGAUUGACCUGGUCAAGUAUUACAUAUCCAAGGGCGCCAUCGUAGACCAGCUCGGAGGAGACCUGAAUUCGACACCACUGCACUGGGCCACAAGGCAAGGUCACCUCUCCAUGGUGGUUCAGCUGCUGAAGUAUGGGGCCGACCCGGCGCUCAUCGACGGCGAGGGCUGCAGCUGCAUCCACCUGGCGGCACAGUUUGGCCACACCUCCAUCGUGGCCUAUUUGAUUGCCAAGGGACAGGAUGUGGACAUGAUGGACCAGAAUGGCAUGACUCCUCUGAUGUGGGCAGCCUACAGGACGCACAGCGUGGAUCCCACCCGCCUCCUCCUGACGUUCAACGUGUCCGUCAACCUAGGGGACAAGUACCACAAGAACACAGCGCUGCACUGGGCCGUGCUGGCCGGGAACACCACGGUCAUAAGCUUGCUGUUGGACACAGGUGCCAACGUGGACGCGCAAAACAUCAAGGGUGAGACGGCGCUGGACCUGGCUAAGCAGAGGAAGAACGCCUGGAUGAUCAACCAUCUGCAGGAGGCACGACAGGCCAAGGGCUACGACAGCCCCUCCUACCUGAAGAGGCUCAAGGCCGACAAGGACUUUCGGCAGAAGGUGAUGCUGGGGACACCCUUCCUGGUUAUCUGGCUGGUGGGCUUCAUCGCCGACCUGGACAUCGACUCCUGGCUCAUCAAAGGCCUCAUGUAUGGAGCUGUGUGGAUCGCAGUACAGUUCCUCUCAAAGUCCUUCUUUGACCAUUCCAUGCACAGCGCCCUCCCCCUGGGCAUUUACCUGGCCACCAAGUUCUGGAUGUACAUCACCUGGUUCUUCUGGUUCUGGAAUGAUCUCCCGCUGGUCACCAUCCAUAUCCCCUUCCUGCUUAACAGCGUAGCCCUGUUUUACAACUUUGGCAAGUCCUGGAAAUCGGACCCUGGGAUCAUCAAAGCUUCUGAGGAACAGAAGAAAAAGACAAUAGUUGAACUGGCAGAAACAGGAAAUCUUGACCUCAGCAUCUUCUGCAGCACAUGUUUGAUACGGAAGCCUGUGAGGUCCAAACACUGCGCCGUAUGCAACCGCUGCAUUGCCAAGUUUGACCACCACUGUCCAUGGGUGGGCAACUGCGUGGGAAGUGGGAAUCAUCGCUACUUCAUAGGAUAUUUGUUCUUCCUGCUCUGCAUGAUAUGCUGGAUGAUCUAUGGCUGCAUCUGCUACUGGAGGAUCCAUUGUGCCACAACUUACACCAAGGAUGGACUCUGGACGUACAUCACGCAGAUAGCCACGUGUUCGCCCUGGAUGUUCUGGAUGUUCCUCAACAGCAUCUUCCACUUCACGUGGGUCGCCGUGCUCAUCAUGUGCCAGAUGUACCAGAUCGCUUGCCUUGGCGUGACCACGAACGAGAGGAUGAAUGCCAGGAGAUACAAGCACUUUAAAGUUACAACAACAUCCAUCGAGAGCCCAUUCAACCACGGGUGUGUCCGAAAUCUCAUUGACUUCUUCGAGUACCGCUGCUGCGGCCUGAUGCGGCCGGUGGUAGUGGACUGGACAACGCAGUACACAAUCGAGUAUGACCAGACAUCCGGCUCGGGCUACCAGCUGGUGUAAGCGGUUCGUGGCAGCCCCCCUGUCCGCCCCGUCCCCUGGGCGCUCUCGGGGGCACCUGCCUGGAUCAUCUCCCUUUGCUGAGACUGAAAUCCGCCAGGACUAGCAUACGGUUACAGGUCGCCAUGACGCAGCCACCCCCAGACCUGGUGUGAGAAGAACCAUCCCCUAGUGAGCCCCCCCAGCACCUAUUCUCCCUGACGUGGACAGUGUCUAACUGCCGGGUAUGUCAGGGGAGUGGACAGAUGAGGAGGAAGAGGAAGAGAAAAACGAUUUGUCCUCCAUAUAGGAGUCAUACAUUGCAAGACAUGCAAUAUGUUUCAAUGCGGUUUUUGUUCCCUUUAUGUUUUUUCUUUCAUCCUCAGUGUCACUUUAUUUCUGAUUUAGUUGUUUACAUUACUUCCUCUUUUUUAUGAGUAUUCAAACUUGGUUUACACUUGAAACUUGUUCCGUUUGCUGUUCCUGCUGAUUCAUAAAACCCCCAAAGUCCCGCUGACCCUGAGGCAUUGGAAUUUGAGAAAAUGUGACAUCAAACCUACAGAGACAUAUGUAGAGUGUUAGGAAUCAAGGCAAUUGUGAUUAGAGUUUAUUGUGACAUAAUGAUGAGGGGAGUGGGAGUUACAUCUCACAUUCAUAUAAUUAGACAAGUAUUUAUUUUUGAAGACUAUACAAGUGAAAUGACAGUAUGAUUAAUAAUGAAAUAAUUAAUGAAAAGUUCAGUUGUAGCAGCUGUAGAAUAUAUCCUUCCUAAAUAUGUGUGACCUGGUCUGUGUAAAAAUAUUGUAUAAACUAAGGUUUAUGUACAGGCAGAUUAUUAUUAUUAUUAUUAAAGGGUGUGAUCACUGUAAGGGCUGGGUCCUCCAGAAUAUAUAUAAAGCAGUUAAAAAAUACAUGAAACAGGCUGUACUGCAAAGAAAAGUUUGUAUUUGUGGCAUUUUAAUAAAGUAACAAAUCGGUGUUUAGGAAGAAUGUAAAGAUUUAAGAACUGUGACAGGAGGUUACUUUGAGUGCAGUGGAAACUAUAUCCCACACUGGCAUAAUAACUCAUAUUUAUUUUAUAUUUAAGAAUUAUUUCGAUACAUUUUAAAUCAUGGUAUCUUUAGUAACUGAAAAGUUCUAUUAUUAAAAGUCGUUGAAUACAUAUUUAUGAAAUAUGUGACCAGGUCCAUAGAAAAAUAUAGCUAAAACUAAACACAAAUCACUGUUGACCAAUGAUACAUGUUUGUCGAUGUUAGUUCAUUUCAUUUUGAAAUACAUGAUCACUUCUUGGUUGUGUAAGGACUCGGAAAUGAAUUUGAAAGAGGAUGCUAAAGUGGGGGAUUUUAUGGAACGGUUAAAGGCAGUGAAGUAUUGUUAAUUCCGUUUGUUGUGUUUAGACAGUUGUCAUUUUCAAGUUGUUUACUUUCUUAACAUAUUGCACUGAUUAGAUUUUCGUCGCAAAAGAAGUCUGCUGAUUUCCCGGCUUCCGAGGAACACUUUCAUGUUUACAGGAGAGGGCCACAGCCCCACACUAAUUCAAAGGGUGGUGACCACAAAUGUUUGUCUCUUUUUUCCAUACAGGAAGACUAAGCAGUAGCAACAGAUUCAAACACAUGUAAAGACUGUCUUUCUGUAUAUAAAUGAUCUAGUUUGUUCUUUUUACGUGUGAAUUUUGUCAGCAUUCAGUUAUAAGCUGCUUGUUUCAUUUCCAUCAGAUUGCUCCCCCACAGACAAAUAAUAAUAAUAAUAAUAAUACAGUUGUAAACACUAGCUUUUAGUGAUGUCCCACACAGCUGUUUAUAGGCAUUUUAAUGUGCAUGUGUGAUGCUUUAAAACCGGGCUGUUCCCUUACUGUUGCUCAUACUGACUUAGCUGGCCAUACACUCAUCGUCUCUAUCAUAGCCAAAGGGAGCCAUGUGUGUGUAAAUAGUCAAUGUUGAGUAUUUGCGAUACCUUAACCAUUUUUUUUUUUUUUUUUAAAAAAAAAAAACCCCAGUGUGUGUGUCAUCGGAGGCACAGCUGGCCUCUCUCAGUGCCGGUAACCACCUUUCCAGGUAUAUUGUAUGAAAAGUUCCAUAUCAGGGGUCAAAUGCUACCUUUUUAAAUUUAUGCGUAUGGCAUAAUUAUUACUCCAGGGUGUGCUUUACAGCUCUGAACGUGAUAUAUAGUAAGAUAUGUGAAAUUAGGAGAGCGGGCUUUUUAUAGUUUUCUUUUUGUGUGCGUGCGUGCGUGCGCGUGCACCUUCCCCGUGUCUGGCUUGCCUCUGUUGUUCCGAAUGGUACGGCAUCACUGGGCACCAACAACACGACCAGGUCCUGUCGCCAGCCCUUGACACGGCCCCCUCAGCGCUGUGCUUGCUGGUACUUGUUUUGUUGAGGGCGAAAGUCGGUUCUAAUUCAAUGUUCUUUUUAAAAAAGGCAUGUGACCGUCAGUAACGACGCAAAAGCAUGCCAGCCCAUGUGGAAAAGCACAUGAAAAUACUGCAGAUCUCAUCUUUUACAGUGCCUCUUCACCCACUUAUUGGUCAUUACCUUAACUUCAUAU
Molecule: messenger RNA, 4431 nt
Organism: Scleropages formosus (Asian bonytongue)
Lineage: Eukaryota; Metazoa; Chordata; Actinopteri; Osteoglossiformes; Osteoglossidae
Gene: zdhhc17
Product: zDHHC palmitoyltransferase 17
Exons: 17
Coding region: 40-1911 (623 amino acids)
Molecular function (GO): palmitoyltransferase activity; protein binding
Source: RefSeq, a predicted model, not a curated record